UUGGCACUCCCGGACGGACUUCCUCGAGCGGGAGGACUUUGCUGUGAUCCAACCAGCAUUCAGCAUCGCGUAACCGCAAGCAGACCCACAAUGCCUCCAACCUCAGUCCACAUCGAACUCUUCGAACCCGUCAUCUUUCUGCGAGGACAGUCUGCCGUUGGAGAGGAUGCUCGGGGAAGACGACGUGCAGUGGACUUCGAUGCCCCACCCUCUCAGCUGCGGGGUCUCUUGACACUUCACCUCGCCAAGUCAAGUCGCAUCAAGGACAUUUCUGUUGAGCUGAGAGGAGUCGGGCGCACGGACUGGCCAGAGGGCAUCGGACAUAACAGGCUGGAGCUCGGCGAAGAAUCUUGCUUGAUCAAGCAAGGCGUCUCUUUGUUCGAUGCACGCCUCGACCCUACACCCCGGAGACGAGCUAAUAGCAUUGGCCCUGGCAUCGCGUGCGAUUCUUCCGAGGGCUGGUCUCUGGGCGCGUACCACGACCCAGACCGAGCGUCUUCCAGUAAUCCAACGACACCUCGAGCGCGGGGAGAGGGUAGCAACAAGAAUCACAACUCGAAUGGCGCGUCUAGCGAGAGCGGACUCGCCAAGGUGGCUCAAGUCGCAGCGAGAGCCGGCACUUCCUUGCUACCGCCCACAGUUGUCAAGGAGCUGCAGCUUACAGCCAAGCCGAAGAAAGCAAACGCACCCAGUCCACAGCGUCCUCACUUUGGAAGGAGCGGCAGUGCAGGAGGGGUGAACCUGCAACGCACCCAAGCUGCACCAUCCCCCAGGCCGGGCAGCGCCAAUGGUCGCUCUCUCGACCCUUCUCCUGGUCCCUCACAACCCUCGACGCAUCGCUCUCUCGACCCUCCGCCCUCGUAUGAGCAACACAUUUCCAGUGCUCCCGCAACGCAGUCGCCCCUAGCUGUUCGCGCCGCCGACGCCUUGGACACGACACAAACUAGGUGCGACCGAGAGGGCGCUGCAGAUACUGGCGCAGCGUCAAGGUCAGGACAGCGCUCUAUACUGCAUCCUGCCGGGAGACAGGAACGUGCAGAGCGUUCAUCAAGUCAUGUAGGCCCUGGAGUCCGAUUUGGACCGGCUCAAGAAGCGCGCCCUCCCGCAGAUUCGCAGAGCGCGAUGGGAGCUCCUUCUGGCUACCUUGCGUCCUCGCCGCUAGGCUCAGUCGGUGCUGCAAAUACGGCAACGAAUUCCACCAAUUCCACGCCCUCCCGUCCAACAUCUCCUUCAACAAGAGUAGCCUCGAGCUCUUCGACACUGUCGUCGGCUCCAAACAGCCGUCGUGCAAGUGUGGAUGGAAUGCACGCCGCUUCCAAAGCGAGCAGCCCCGGCGCUCCCGCUCGGAGCCGCAAAAGUGGCAUCAAGGGACUUUUGGGUGGCCUUUUGAAGGAAGCUGACAAAGACAAGGAGCGUGGCCUGUCCGAAGUUAGAGAUCCUGGGCAUGAUUGGAAUGAGGCGCCUAGCGAGUGGAAGGAGUUCAAAAAAGGCACGUAUACGUACGCCAUCUCGCUACCUCUCCCGGCCGCUUUACCUCCUACCCUUCAUGCCGACUUUGGCUCAAAUGUCUACACGCUGAGAGGUCACGUCACGCGCGCGGGCCCGUUGACGCCCAACCUCAGCGACGAACGCGAGGUGGUUUUGGUGCACGCUCCGGACGAGAACGCAAACGAGGAAAACGAGAGCAUCGUCGUGGAGCGCACUUGGGAAGACACGCUUGGAUAUGCUGCAGUAGUGUCCGGUCGAAGCUUUCCAGUAGGAGCCAAGAUUCCAGUCUGGUUCCGAUUGGUAGCGCUCGACAAGGUCCGCAUACAUCGAAUCGUCGCGACGCUAGAAGAAAGGACUGAUUACUACGCCAAGGGAAGGCGUGUGGCUCGGCACGAAGUGCCCCGAAGAUGGACCAUGCUCAAGCUCACCCCUCCUGAAGGCCAUGCGGCUCUGCUUCCGGUGAUAUCUGACGACUCAGAUGCUCUGGACUCGCAUCCGCUUACCCCUUACGCUGAAGCGGCGACGCACACAUGGCCAGAAGCGGAUAGAGAGAUGCGAGCCAGUAGCUCUCUCAAUCUGCUAGACCCACAGGGACCCUGGGAGCUUGCGGCUGAGCUUCAAACGCCUACCUGCCCGCCCGCACGAAUCAACAUGAGCACCAAUCACAAGAAGAGCAACAUUGCUGUGCACCACACCGUCAAGCUCUCCAUACGAGUUGAGAAGCUCAAGAAUUCCACUGCGCUGUCGAAGGGCAAGCCUCAAUUGUUCGAUAUCAACAUCGAGUGCCCGAUCGCGCUGACCCAUAGCCACACUGCACAUGCAUGGCUCAGCUUACCCGACUAUUGGAGCCUGCCUCCUGGUGACACUUCGUUGCUGAGAGGACUCCCUAUCGCUCCUACAGGCUCUGAAACGUCUACACCGUUGCUCGCGUCAUCAGCGCCACGAGACACAUAUGGUGUGGGUGACGGCUACGCCGAUGAGGCAUGCCCGGGGCAACGCGAGCUCAACGGCACACCGAGUCAAGACACCAAGCUCAUGUCAGCUGAAGCCAGAGACCAGUUGAGGCACGCUCGCGAGAGACUGAACAGCAAUGCGCGAGAUGUAGACCUCGCAAGCUCUUCUGCCCGAAGUCCUUCCCAUCAGUCGGGCCUUCAGUGGCUUGCGUUAAGCAGCGAAGCGCCUGUGCUUGCUCGGCCGCUCUCCCCUCCCUUCGGCUCCCCAGCUGCAGCUGAGUCGGGACUCGACGGCCUCUCAUCACAAGCGUCCGACCGCUUGAUUCAUCAAUCGCUGCGUUCAUCGCACCGCAUCGCUUCUGGUCCUGGCGUGUUCCCGGAUGAGCCGCCUGCGUAUCCCGCUUCUUCCUGAUCGUCACAUUUGCCUUGCCGCCCUCGUCUUUCUCAUGUCAUAUCUAUUAUACCUGUUCGCCACAACGCCAAUAGCAUGCACAAUCCCGGUCACACGGCGUGGUGUCGACGCG
Messenger RNA from Ceraceosorus guamensis, 2965 nucleotides. RefSeq lists its product as hypothetical. Gene Ontology annotation, cellular component: cytosol; plasma membrane; cytoplasm. Lineage: Eukaryota; Fungi; Basidiomycota; Exobasidiomycetes; Ceraceosorales; Ceraceosoraceae. The record is from RefSeq and is a predicted model, not a curated record. Gene Ontology annotation, molecular function: protein-macromolecule adaptor activity; ubiquitin protein ligase binding. Gene Ontology annotation, biological process: ubiquitin-dependent endocytosis. The coding region runs from base 91 to 2853 and encodes 920 amino acids. The transcript has 5 exons.